Messenger RNA from Ilex paraguariensis (yerba mate), 810 nucleotides. The record is from the annotation of a GenBank genome assembly. Lineage: Eukaryota; Viridiplantae; Streptophyta; Magnoliopsida; Aquifoliales; Aquifoliaceae.
CUUUAUAAACAACAAGUAGACUAUUUCCGAGCAGUUGAUUUUGAGUUUGAAGGGGAUGCAUCCUUGUUGAACAAUACUUCGGAUACCACCUCAAGAAUCAUUGAGUUUGUAACUUCACCAAACAAUCCAGAUUGUCAAUUGAGGAAGGCUGUUCUUAAUGGUCCAUCUGUGAGAACCAUUCAUGAUCACGCCUAUUAUUGGCCACAUUAUUCUGCAAUUCCAGCUCCAGCAGAUGAAGAUCUCAUGAUUUUUACAAUUUCUAAGCUCACUGGCCAUGCUGGAACUAGAUUUGGGUGGGCAUUGGUAAAGGAUGAGGCUGUGUACCAAAGAAUGCUGGAAUAUAUAUCCAUGUCCGAAUUGGUAACCUCUAAGGAUACACAGCUAAGAGCGUUACAGCUUCUGAAAGUAGUCCUGGAAGGAGAUGCAAGGCAAAUAUUUGAUUUUGCAUUCCAUAGAAUGAGAGACCGCUGGGAAAAAUUGAGCAAGACCUUAUCGACGUCAAAACGUUUUUCCCUACAAGUAAUUGCACCACAGUACUGCACUUUUUAUCAGAAAGUCAGAGGACCCUCUCCAGCUUAUGCCUGGUUGAAAUGUGAGAGGGAAGAAGACGGAGAUUGUACUGUUGUUCUGCGAUCAGCAAAUAUCAUUGGUCGUGAGGGUACCAUGUUCAACACUGGGAGUCGCUAUGUACGUCUCAGCCUCCUCAAGAGGGAUGAUGACUUCAAUUUUUUGCUGAACAUGAUCAAGAAGUUAGUCUCGGAGGAAUAUCGUGCUGAAAAUAUGGGAAGAUUACAAUCAAUCAUUGGUUGA